GCUUAAUUGACAGAAAUGAGGAAGCUUGCGAAAGUCAUGAUCAAGCGUCUCGCUGACAGUUACCGUCGUCAACAGAGCUCUCAGCGAGUUGCAAUGCAAACAACCGAGCCGGGGGGAAACGGCCAGGGACCUACCGCUGCGGCUAACAACAAUUACAACAAUACAACAUCUUCAACUUCGCUGCCGAAAUCACCUCCUCCAUCGGGAUCAUGGGCAUCAGUCAAGGCCAGCAUCUUACGAUGGCGCGGUUCGAGACGCCUGGUGCUCGUCAUCGUUGCCAUUGCGCUGCUGCUCGACAAUAUGUUGCUGACCGUCGUUGUGCCAAUCAUCCCAGAAUUUCUGUACGAUAUCAGGCAUCCGGAUGCACCUCUAGCUAGCUUCCCCAGGACGCCUCCCACGACUUUGUCACCCUGCGAAAAAGAAACCACCACUCCGUACAAUGGAAUUGACAUAACCACCAUGGGCUAUGACAAUGCCAGCUGGUACGCGGAGCGGGAGGAGCGCCACAAGGAAUUGGUGGAGGAAACGGUUGAAGUCGGUUUGAUGUUCGCAUCGAAAGCUUUUGUCCAGUUACUCGCCAAUCCAAUAGUUGGCCCUUUAACGCAUAAGAUAGGAUAUAGUAUUCCCAUGUUUGCUGGGUUCGUCAUUAUGUUCAUUUCAACUCUGAUUUUCGCAUUCGGAAGAACGUACUCCGUUCUUUUCUUAGCUAGAGCAUUGCAGGGUAUUGGAUCGUCUUGUUCGUCCGUGUCCGGUAUGGGUAUGCUGGCCGAUCGGUACACCGACGAUAAGGAACGCGGAAACGCGAUGGGCAUAGCGUUAGGUGGAUUAGCUUUAGGUGUACUAAUUGGGCCUCCUUUCGGGGGCAUCAUGUAUGAGUUCGUGGGAAAAUCGGCCCCGUUCCUGAUCCUGUCGGCGUUGGCGCUCGGCGAUGGUUUACUUCAGCUUGUGAUGUUGCAACCCUCCGUUGCGCUUGAUGAGUCUGAUCCACCCUCGCUGAAAGAGUUAGUUAUGGACCCCUAUAUUAUCGUUGCGGCCGGAGCGAUCACUUUUGCUAACAUGGGUAUCGCUAUGCUGGAACCGUCGUUACCGAUCUGGAUGAUGGAUAACAUGGGCGCAAGUCGUUGGGAACAGGGCGUGACCUUCUUGCCUGCUUCUAUCAGUUAUCUCAUUGGAACGAAUCUGUUUGGACCACUGGGUCAUCGAAUUGGACGAUGGCUCGCCGCACUGCUUGGAUUGGUCAUUAUCGGGCUCUGCCUUUUGUGUAUACCAAUGGCUACUUCAAUUCAUCAUUUGAUUCUACCAAACGCUGGUCUUGGAUUCGCUAUCGGAAUGGUGGAUUCCUGCAUGAUGCCAGAACUUGGCUACUUGGUGGAUAUUCGACAUUCCGCGGUGUAUGGUAGUGUUUACGCUAUAGGUGAUGUUGCCUUCUGUCUUGGCUUCGCAAUAGGACCUGCUCUAAGUGGCACCUUGGUAAACUCCAUCGGUUUCGAGUGGAUGUUGGUGGGAAUUGCAAUCCUAUGCUUCCUAUAUGCGCCAUUAUUGACACUGCUCCGGGCGCCACCGACCAAAGAGGAGAAGAAGUCUCUCAUCGUUGGCGAGCGCUCAUCUGUACGUUAUGUGACAUACCAGAAUGAGGACGAUGAUGAAUAAGGAUAAUCAGACGACACAAACAACGCAGCGCCAACGGACAAGAACCACUCAAUGAAAUCAUCACUUGUCCACGGAAUGUGACAGAAGUGGAAAUUUCAAAUAGGCUUUCUUAAAAAUAGGAUAGGUAUGAUGUUGUCAGAAGAGAUUAUGUGCAAAAUCUCUGGUAUUUUAGAAAAGUUUAUAAAACUCACAAACCAUAUUUUAUUAGAUCAUUGGAAGAAUGAGGUUGAGCGGUAAACCACUUACCGACUCAAAAGAUUACACUUGUUGAAAACAGCACAGAGUGAAUGAAAUACUAUUAAAACUAAUUUUUCAUAAAUACUGCUGACACCGGUGGGUUUAUAAACAAAUGUAAAUUCAAAAAGUCCUACCCAAACGAAACUUUGAAACAACAGUAGAAAAAAUAUAUAUAAUGCUAUGAAUGUAUAUAUCAGAGGUACAUCUCUCUUCACCAUAACAGAACGUGGGACAUAAAAGGAGAUCGAUGCAAAUGAGUAGUAUAAUAGUAAUUAUAAUUACUCCCUGCAAACACUAAAGUCAAUCGGUUUCUAGUGUGACUUUGGCUUCUUCAUAUAUUGAAUUGUUCUCUUACACCAAACUGAAUCAAUGGAAUAAAGGCGAAAUAAAUUUGAAUAGAAAAAGUCGAAGUCACAAUCGAGACCGAACCUACUGGAAGCUGUUGACAGAAAGGUGUUCGAAAAGACGUUCGCAAUUCGAGUCGAUUUGGUGCAGUUUUUUAAUUUGACUGUAGGUCAACGGUUUGUCGUUAAGAUAAAUUUGUGGUCUUCAGGAAAAGUACUAAGCAGAAAUUUAAUAGGUUCAAAAUUGUGGAACUUUUGUGACAUUGGAGAUACCAGUGCCAGAUUAUCCGGCGGUUGAAUAUCUAAUGAAGUUCUGUCAACUGUCUAACGGUACGAUUAAUUAUUAUUCUUAUUAUUAUCAUCGUUAAAAGCCUUUAUGCUUUUAGGCGUAAAUUAUACUCACCUUUCUAUAAUUAUAAGUUAACCUCACUUUAGUAUAGUAUCCAAUCUUCCUAAGGAACAUAAUCUGACAGAGAAUGGGAAUAUUUUAUUCGCACAUAACAAAAAUGAUGAUCAUACUUUUUAUGUACAAAUCAGAUCGUCUCGUUGUGUCUAUCACGUAUGGUAUAAAUAACUUAUUCAAAUACAUUUUGGCUGUUGUACAAAUACUAACUGAUUAGGUUAUCGGAUAACUAUUUCAUGCAGGAAACUUUUUAUAUUAAUCAGUUGGACGCAAAAGCUCCCAUAAAAUUCACGUCCUGAAUAAAUAAUUAAAAUUUAUCUGGAAUUUGGAAACCAAUGACUGAACGAUUUUUAUGCAAAAUUCGAAUGGCUGCGAAUUAUGCUUUAAAUCGUUCGUGAUUAAAAACAGCACGAUAUCACUUUAUUAUUUGCAAAUCUAGAGAAAAAGAAAACAAGUAUCCAUAGCAAUACGAGUAAAGUUAAUUUAAGAAAUACUAAAUGAAUGAUUGGGUUUAUACAGAUAGUAUGUUGGAUGACGUAAAGUCACCAGCAAAACGUUGAUUUUCUGUUUGAUAGAAAAAUUAUUGUACAAUGCUGAUUCAUGUGUAGUUCGAUAACAGAUUAUCAAGCGAUAUUUACUACUAUGACACAAUAAUUCAAUCGAAUUUAAAAGUAAUCUAUGUGAGCUUUUAACACCAAAAUUGAGAAAACAAAAAUGCGAUCAUCAUUCUAUUUGAUAUCUGUCAUCACUCGCUCCAUAAAAUCAUGAAUUGCUGACUCAAUCAAAAUGCGUUGUACAGGAAGUUCUAACAAGUGAAUUCAGUUGAACCUAAUUGUUGAUUUCUCAAUUUUUUCCAUGUACUAUCCUUGAUUCUAUACUAUAAUCAAACGUAAUUGUAUUAGUGUGUUCCUAAUAAACGGAAAACAGAUGAACACACACUCACGUUAGCCGAAUAUCAAAUGAAAAGUCUAUAUGCCUAUAUGAAAAGAAUGUAGAAAAAAAUCGGACAAAUUUGCGCCGUGUUAUUGUGAAUUAGACAAUAACCUCUAACGUCUCUUGAAAAUGCAUGCAUAAAACUACCCGUAACAUAUUUCGAAGGAACAAACAAACUAACAACCAUCGGAUCAUUGCAUAUAAAUACUGAUACAAAGUAAGAUUAUUGUGAAAUUCUAAUCAAACGAAACCUUAUUUUACGUUUUCUAUUUGUGCAGCAUUUUUAUUGUAUUUAUUAUAGGCUGGUAUGGGGUCACACAUCAAGGAAUUACUAGAAUUUUUAAGCGAUUUAUGUGAAAGCAAACAUACAUUAUACUCUUCAUAUGAAACAUACAUACAUACAAUACAUACAUCCUUACUCUAGAACACUAAAACAUUAGACGGAAAACUAUUAUACUACGGCUAUGAAAUUCUAAUGCUCAUCAUGAACAAAUCUCAACAAAUUACAGCCCACACAAACGAAUCGUACAGUAAGUAGAAUUGACAUUCUACUAUAAAUUGAAGAAACAACUUAUAUGAUUGUAUAUCGAUGAAAUGGAAAAAAAGCUGACAAACCAAAACUCUUAUAGUUGGACAAAUGGAAUGAAUCUUGCCAACAACUAUAAACAAAUAUUUUUGGAUAGCAUAAAGAUUAGUUGUUUUGCUAUAAACGAUGAUAUUUUGGUAUGAUAGAGAACCUUUAACCAAAGCUUUACAUUGUAGAAUAUUCAGAAGUAAGCGAUGAAAAAAUGGGGUGGAAACACAUACGUUUAAACGUGCAAGCCUGAGAAUCAUAAACAUAAGAAACCAGUGUUUUAAAUAAGUAGCUGAACAAUGAAUGACCAAAAUAUUUACAUAUGAAAUCUACAAACAGAUAGAGAAUCUAUAACAAUAAUCAAGAAACAAUAACUGUAUACACGUAAUAACAAAUUUUACGAACAAAGCUAUAUUAUAAACGAAGUGAUAGGUGUAAGACAACGUGUAUUGAAAAAAGAAAACCAAGAUGGCUAUAAUAUUAGAAUAUUAUCAACCAAAUACGACAACAAAUAUAUAUAUGUACAAUCUGUAAGCAAAAAGGGGAACACUAAAUAAAGUUGUUGGUGAAAUUUAA
Molecule: messenger RNA, 4717 nt
Organism: Toxorhynchites rutilus septentrionalis
Lineage: Eukaryota; Metazoa; Arthropoda; Insecta; Diptera; Culicidae
Product: synaptic vesicular amine transporter-like
Exons: 9
Coding region: 16-1650 (544 amino acids)
Biological process (GO): aminergic neurotransmitter loading into synaptic vesicle; transmembrane transport
Cellular component (GO): terminal bouton; synaptic vesicle membrane
Molecular function (GO): serotonin:sodium:chloride symporter activity
Source: RefSeq, a predicted model, not a curated record